AUGUCACGACCAGAAUCACAAUUACCACCAAAUCUAUAUUAUAAUCAAUAGGAAAGUGUUAAAUAUACUAAUUGCAAUAGAAUUAUCAAUAUUCAAACUUAAUUAAGUGAAAGAGCUAUCUAAUUAUUGGAUCUAAAUCUAGAUGAAUGCAGUUUAGUACUUGAUAUUGGGUGUGGUUCUGGAAUUUCAGGGUUUUAUCUAACAUAAGAAGGGGUGAAUUGGGUAGGAUUAGAUAUUUCAGAAUCAAUGUUGAAUGUAGCUCAAUAAGAAAAGACAGAAGGGGAAUUAUUAUUAUGCGAUAUUGGACAAGGUUUUAAAUUUAGACCAGGAGUCUUUGAUGCUGCUAUUUCAAUUUCUGUUAUUUAAUGGUUAUGCGUGAGUUUUAAGAAAUCAGAAAACCCAUAUAGAAGAUGCACUGUUUUCUUUGAAUCUCUUAGAAACUGCUUAAAAAAUAAUGGAAGGGGAGUUUUUCAAUUCUAUCCAGAGAACAACGAAUAAAUAAAUAUGAUUACUAGUGCCGCUUUAAGAGCAGGUUUUAGUGGUGACAUUGUUGUUGACUAUCCUAAUUCUGCUAAAGCCAAAAAGCUUUAUCUAGUUGUACAAUUAGGAGGAUAAUCAUCCAAAAAGACUAUGGAUGUUAUUUAAGGAUUAGUUGAAGAAUCAGAUGAUGAAAAAGUUAAAGUUAUUGGAAGAUAAUAAAAGAAAAUUAGGAAAUAAAAAAAAUAAAAGAAUGUAAAUGAAAAAUCUAAAUUAUGGAUUAUUAAGAGAAAAGAAAAAUAGGCUAGAUUAGGUAGGAAAAUUAAAAAGACUACCAAAUACACAGGAAGAAAAAGAAAUAAUCUAGGCUUAUUCAAAUGA
Molecule: messenger RNA, 858 nt
Organism: Paramecium tetraurelia
Lineage: Eukaryota; Ciliophora; Oligohymenophorea; Peniculida; Parameciidae
Exons: 3
Biological process (GO): rRNA (guanine-N7)-methylation
Cellular component (GO): nucleolus
Molecular function (GO): rRNA (guanine) methyltransferase activity
Source: RefSeq, a predicted model, not a curated record